GGUGUUGUGUUGUGUUGUUGUCAGUCUCGGCUGGAAGAUGGCGCUGAACCGGAGCCACGCGCCGGGCGGUGGUGUCCUGCUGCCCUCGGGCGAGAGUAUUCUCAAGCAUUGUAAAGAUGUGGAGCUCUCCUUCAGCGAUGUGUCUGACAGGUCUGAUAUGUUCAGAGGCACCAAGAAAGGAAUGCUGUACCUUACUCCCUACAGGAUGAUUUUUGUGUCAAAGGGCAAGGACCCCAUGCUGUCCUUCAUGAUGCCAUUCUAUUUGGUAAAAGGGUGCUCCAUUGAGCAGCCUGUCUUCUCUGCCAACUUCAUCAAAGGAGUGAUCCAGGCUGAGGCAGGAGGUGGCUGGGAAGGGCAAGCUUCAUUUAAACUGACCUUCAACAGUGGAGGAGCCAUUGAGUUCGGGCAAAUGAUGUUCAAAGUUGCCACUAAUGCUUCCAGAGGGGCUCCUGUUCAGAAUCCUAGCUAUGGCUAUAUGCCAGCCUGUGGAGGCUAUUCGCCUGCUCCCAGUGGCUAUUCACUUGCCCCAGGUGGCUAUUCACUUGCCCCAGGUGGCUAUGCACCUCCACCAGCUAAUGGACCAUAUCCUUAUGUGCCUCCACCAAUGAAUGGAUAUGGACCUGUUUCACAACCGAUGGGCUACCCAUAUCCACCACCUGCAGGGAUGAACCCUGUGUAUAUGCCACCUCCUCCACCAUAUACUGGGCCUUCACCAGCAGGACCAUCGGCCCCCUCAGCCCCUGCAGCCUGGGCGGAACCUGGAUUGUCAGGUGACAGUAAAGCAGCGGAAGCGGCUUCGAGUGCAUAUUAUAACCCAGCCAACCCCCACAAUGUUUACAUGCCUAUGGACCCACCACCUCCUUACGCUCCUCCCGAGGAGAAAAAGAACAACUAACAGAAAGAACCCAGCAAGCAACUUCCCACGAUCUUCCUCCAUGAAGACUCUUUUGUCAUCACCACCACCCCCUCAGUUUAGUGCAUCUCUAGUUUGUGUGUAUAUGACAUACCUAGUACUGAGUGGCAUAAACACCCACCCUUCUUAAACACGCAGUAUGGCAAUAUAAAGCAGAGCAGCAGUACUUUCUGCCUGUUGGCUCUAUACUCCAGGUCGGAACAGAGUCCGUUUAGGAUAGCUUCUGUUCUUUUGCUUGAGAGGAGAGACGUAUUCUCCUUGACACAUUUCUUAGACCAACAGACAGAGCACCUACCUAAUUUUAGGAAUAAAGUAUUAAGGCUUUCUGACUGAAGUGGAAACAACUUGAGGCAGAAGCUGCUGAACAGUCUGAGGCAGCAUUUGGAGGGAGCGUGCUGCCAUGUUCCCCCACAGCAGUAUAUGCCUGGAACCUGUUACAGUCUGGUGUGGAAGAUAAGACUGGAAGUGAUGGGAUAUGCUAAAAGCCUAUACACAUGGUCUUCCUGGUUCUGUUGAAGUGGUGCAACUUUUAAUUCAGGAAACAUCUCCUGAGAGACUUGGCUAGUUCAGAAGUAUUUAGUAGUGUAUGUGCCAGAGGGGAUGAGCUUUGUAGCACAGAGACAGGCCUAAUAGCUAAGCAGCAGUGAAGACUCUGAACAGGCUUUGAGUAAAUCAGCCUAAUAUAAAUCCCUAAGGGUGGAAGAGGCAAACAGCAGUGCAAUUGUAUCUCUGCCAGUAAAAUCCUCUGUGCAUGUGUCUUUCUCUUCCCAGUCAACCUCCCCCCAUCACAGAAUGGGUGGUUGAGGGACAUGCUGAGGGUCUCUACUCACUGAGGCAUGUAGAGAACCAGUGGUGCCUACCACCUUUCCUUUACUUUUCCUCUAGUGAGAGCAUGUUCUUGUGUAUGGAAGAUAUGUCCUUGAAGACAUGGCAACGUAUGCUAGCCUGGUGGUGUGGCCUUCUGAUGCUGGUGAUAGACAACACAAUGAAGGGAUCUUGGCGUCUGAACUGGAAAUGGGCAAAGGCUUUAUAAAGCCCACCUGCCUUUGUAAAUAAAGUAAAACAACUAAUAGGGUUGGGUAGAGGUGACUGGAGUUUGGGCUGCAAGUAGCACAAGCAUGGUGGCAGUGGGAAUGAAUCCAAGUCUUCCUCAGGCUCCCAGAAAUUGGCUCCACCUCUAUGCACUGAUGCUAUGCUUGGCAGCAACCUACAUUCCCAUCAGAGGGAACAAGCUCUAGCUAAGGGGGGUGGGCACAGAGUCCUUUGUUCCACCCCAAGUGUGCCAGCUGAGUGAGACUUAGAUUGUGGAGGACAGACUAGUUCACUUCACUGUGCUCCUGUUGCAUUCACCCUUUGGCUCAAGUUUUAUAUCUGCAUCCUAGCAGAGGUGGAGCGUGACACUGGAGUUCCACUGCACAGGGUGCGUUCUGCUUCCUAAAUGGAGCUGGUAUCUUCAUGCUUGCCCCUGGUAAUGCAGCAUCCUUUCAAUAAGCGGAUUAUUUUUUUGUGAUAUGGCUGUAAUGCCCUCCCUUCUGUUACCAAAAAUACAAUGACACAGCUAUGCCCUUCUCUUCUCCCCUAGGAGCCUUUGACUUUGCUCCAAGGGUUACAUCUCACUUGUCUAAUAGAGAACCAUGUGAUUCCUUGUGGGACCUGAUUACCCUUCUUCCCUUCAACACUGAGUAAGGAAUAUUUUCCUGCCCCCUUUCCUCCCUGUGCAGGAGGACUACUUUACAAGGUUUCCAAUGUUACGUAGAUUUCUUGACAGCCCUGUGCAAAGGACUGAUUUUCCUUUUCCUAAGAGACAUUUUUAAUCAGAGUCUGAAAUGCUCUAAUCAAUUUCUGGAACUAAGUGUUUAGCUAUGAAUGUUUGUAACUUUUGCAUUGCACUUUAAUACAGAAGCAUUUAAUCUUUA
Messenger RNA from Alligator sinensis (Chinese alligator), 2829 nucleotides. It is a transcript of the gene WBP2NL, whose product is annotated as WBP2 N-terminal like. The record is from RefSeq and is a predicted model, not a curated record. Gene Ontology annotation, biological process: positive regulation of DNA-templated transcription. Gene Ontology annotation, molecular function: transcription coactivator activity; chromatin DNA binding. The coding region runs from base 38 to 895 and encodes 285 amino acids. Gene Ontology annotation, cellular component: nucleus. The transcript is spliced from 8 exons. Lineage: Eukaryota; Metazoa; Chordata; Crocodylia; Alligatoridae.